UAAAAGAGUUGGAAGUUGAGUAUGAGAGAUUUGCCAAAAGAAGAAAACUUGGAUUGGCUGCUGGUGUGUGCUUGUCACCCAACAAAAGCCCAUCGGGUGGUUUUGACACGUUGAGCAUCAAAUUUGUGGUUAAGCGCAGAAAAUAUGUAGUAAAGAAAAAACUAAAAAGGUACAUGUUUUGAGACUGAGAAGUGAGAAGAAGAUAGAGAGAAAGGGGGAAAUAUGUACGCAAAGGCUUGCAAAAGGCUGUGGCAGUCGCCAGGGUGAAAUUUAUUUACACGCGUGACUCUCUCUUUGCUGUGAUUGCUCCCCUUUCUGUCUACAGACUUCUCGCUGGCAGAGAGCUGAGAAAGCAAAGAGCAGAGGCUGAAGCCCACUUCCUGGUACCCUCUUUGGGUGCAACAGCAUUACAACACCACCUCUCAGACUUGCAGAGCCUUAUCAAAGGUAGUGAAAGUUAAGGAGAAAGAGAAAGAGAAAGAGAGAUAUGGAUGAUAACAAAGAAAAGGGAAAAAAUAUGGGGGAGGAUAAGGAUAACAAUCUGACCACGCAUACCCGUAUACAAGUUGACGAAGAGAAGGAGGAAGAACCAAACCCCACCCUGGUUCAAAAUGUGGAUUUGAAGAAGGAGAAAUGCAUUGAUGAAUUCCCUGUUGAAAACCAAGGUCCGGUUGAUUCUGCAACCUCCACUCUUGAAACUACUAAUGAUGGUAAUAUCACUGCCAAUGAACUAACACAUGGCAACGCUGGAACUGAUAUUAAGGAAAUAAUACCAUCAAAUCCGCUGGAAGCCGAUUCACCCUCUAAGAGGUCUUUGGAAAUAGCACCUGAGGUUGGUAAGAAAGAUGAUGACAUUGAAGAAACUGAUGGUAGUGAUCUAAAUCCUGCCAAUCAGCUACCUCCUGAAGUGCCCCGUGAGAGGUCUAUGGAGACCGAGGCCAAAUAUGAUGAGAAAAGGCAUGAAUUGAAUGUUGGUAUGAGCAACAUGGAGUUGUCUCCAAAUAGAGAGAUUAAGGAGCAAGUAUCAAAACUGAAGUUGGAUUUAGGACAUGAGGUUGGUAUGAAGAGCUCAGAGCAGUCAUUUCUUUUAGUGCCGGAUGGGGACCAUGGGGUUGAGGGUUACGAAUCGGGAACAGAGGAUGAGCAAGCAGCAUUCAUGAUGGAGGUAGAAAAUUUCUGCAAAGAGAAGAGCUUGGAAUUUAAGCCCCCAAAGUUCUACCAAAAAGAAUUGAAUUUGCUCAAGUUAUGGAGAGCUGUAAUCAAACUUGGUGGCUACGAACAGGUGACAUCGUGCAAGUUGUGGCGGCAAGUGGGACAGUCAUUCAAUCCACCAAAGACCUGCACUACUGUCUCUUGGACUUUCCGAAUUUUUUAUGAGAAGGCACUACUUGAAUAUGAAAAGCAUAAAAUGGGUGCUGGUGAGCUCACGGAGCCUACUAGAGUAAAUAAUCAGGUUAGUGGUAGUCAAGCUAUAGGAUCGGGUAGGACACUGAGGGAUGCUGCAGCUCGUGCAAUGCAGGGUUGGCACUCUCGGCGUCUUUUUGGUCAUGGUGAGAUUGGUGACCUAAUUGUCAAGGGGAAGAACUCGAGUUCUAUGCCAAAGGUUGACAAACAGCUUAAAAAUAUUGGUUUACUAAAGCGGAAGCAACGGUCCACUGUUGAGCGUAAUGUCCAAGUUGCUCACAUUAAAGUGACAAAGCCACAAUUGGAAACAAUGGUCGUUGAUGUUGGGCCCCCAGCUGAUUGGGUGAAGAUCAAUGUUCAAAGAUUUGAUGACUGCUUUGAGGUGUAUGCCUUAGUUCCUGGGCUUCUGCGUGAGGAGGUUCAUGUUCAGUCUGAUCCAGCAGGAUGCUUGGUUAUAUCUGGUCAACCAGCGGAACUGGAUAAUCCUUGGGGUGUCACACCUUUUAAAAAGCUUGUCAGCUUGCCUUCCAGAAUUGAUCCGCAUCAAACUUCUGCUGUUGUGACGCUGCAUGGCCAGUUGUUUGUGCGUGUGCCAAUCGAGCAGUCAGAUUCAUAGAAUGUGGGGAUGAUGGUCCCCUUGCCCGAACGUGGAGAUUAUGCUUCAGUUAGUAUGUAGAAGAUGAAUUAACUUUAUGCAGAUGAUGAGAAGUUGAACUUUGCCGUGUAAGUUUUAUUUGUUUAUUUUAUGCUUACAGGUGAAUCUCAAGCCUACUUGAUUGAAUGCAUCUGCAUUUACAAAAGUACUGUACUUAUGAUAGGACCAUAUAUAGGGACAGGCUGGCAUAUUUAUGGCAUUGUGCAUUACUGACUCCUUUUAGGAAGUUAUGAUCUUUACUUCUUGGCUUCAAUUUUCUUA
Molecule: messenger RNA, 2320 nt
Organism: Corylus avellana
Lineage: Eukaryota; Viridiplantae; Streptophyta; Magnoliopsida; Fagales; Betulaceae
Product: AT-rich interactive domain-containing protein 6
Biological process (GO): regulation of transcription by RNA polymerase II
Cellular component (GO): nucleus
Molecular function (GO): DNA binding
Source: RefSeq, a predicted model, not a curated record